UGACGGAACCCCCCGCUGCCACUCUCGAGCUCCCUUGGCAGGUAAGGCAGCAGGCUGCUCUGCUCCUGGCACUGCGGCCCUCCGGCUGCUCCCAGUGCCCCACAUCUCACCCAGCGCCCAUUUGGGCAUUUCCCCACAGAGAGAAUCCCUUCACGGACGCUGACGGUGCUUGCGACACCCGACGCCGCUUUCUUUGGAUUGUUUGUGCCACCACCGGCCUGCUGCAAUGCAGCCCACCUUUGGCAACGCAGCAGUGCCGGUGACACUGCAACCCCUCUACGUCCCCGUUGUCACCCACGUGGUGCCUCAGGUCUGGCCUGGGGUGCCCCGUGUCCGGGGACAGGGAGCGCAGCUCCCACCCGGGGGGCCGCCUCCAUCUGUGCGUCAGCUCCCACCUUGGGGACUGCACCCAGGGACGGCUCCCCCCGCGGCCCCUGCCCACCGCUGGGGACAUCCCCUGCAGGCAGGGACACCGCAGCCCCCGCAGCCGAUGGGGCUGUGGCCUGGGGCCGUGUUCCACGCGCAGCCCCCGCAGCCCGCAGGCGGCUGCCCGCUGCAGGACCCCCAUCGCCGCGUCCUUCCGCCGGCACCUCCAGCGCAGCAGCAGGGGCUCCCCGCGCCCUGCACCCUGCCCGCCAGCUGGCAGCAGGCGGCGGGGCCCUUUGCAGAUGCCGUGGUGCUCACGGAGGGCCAGGGGCACCCAGCGCCCACCGACGCGUGCCCCCAACCCACCGCAGCUCCGCUCGGCUGCAGCAGCGCGGCGCUGGACUCAGGUGCGGCGACAGCGAGCGCAGACGUGGCGGAGGACGUUGCUGAUCUGCUCCCGUGGAUCAGCGAACUGACAUCCAACGCAGGCAUCCCGGUCGACACCUCGGAGAUCGAUGAUGUGCUGGCGUGGCUCAGCAACGAAGGGACCCCCAGCUCAGCUGUUCCAGGGGACAAGGACAUCGACAGUCUGCUCACCUGGAUGGCUGAAGCGUCGAGUUGCCCGGAGGUCCCCCAGCCGCCACUGCCAGCCGUCCCCAGCAGCCUCAGCACCUCUCCUGCCGUCGGAGCGGCCCCCGACCUUCCCACGAGCGGCGGGCAGCUCGGCAGAGAGGCGCAGGCUGUCGCCGGGCCCCUCGGGGAGCCGUUCUCAGGGCAGCCGGCAUCCUCUGAGUCGCGGCUCCGCGGGCACCUGAUGGAGGAGGCGCGGCAGAGGCAGCCCCGGGUGCUUCUCAGCCGCCUGGCGCUGCCGACCCACCUGGAUGCUCGCGUGCCUCCUUCGGCCCAGACCGCACGGCUGAUGGAGGAGGCGAAGCAGAGGCAGCCCCGGGUGCUUCUCAGCCGCCUGGCGCUGCCGACCCCCCUGGAUGCUCGCGUGCCUCCUUCGGCCCAGACCGCACUGCUGAUGGAGGAGGCGAAGCAGAGGCAGCCCCGGGUGCUUCUCGCCCGCCUGGCGCUGCCGCCCGGCUGCACCUCCUGCCGCGUGCCGGACAUUCGCCGCCAGGGUGGCACCGAGCCGGCCGAGUGCCCGGCGCCCGCCCGCAGCGCCAGGAAAGGCAGGAGCAGAGGGUGCGAGCAGCGCAAGGACAGCGUCCCGGCCGGGAAGAGGAAGCUGCCCCCGGGCCACGACGCUCCGCGGCACAAACGGCGGCGCUAGGCGAGGCCGGCCGGGCUCAGCCUCAGCGGGAGCGGCUGCGGAAAGCGGCCCGCAAAGAAG
This is a messenger RNA of Lagopus muta (rock ptarmigan), 1702 nucleotides long. Its product is annotated as nascent polypeptide-associated complex subunit alpha, muscle-specific form-like. The coding region runs from base 227 to 1642 and encodes 471 amino acids. The transcript has 5 exons. The record is from RefSeq and is a predicted model, not a curated record. NCBI's taxonomy places the organism in Eukaryota, Metazoa, Chordata, Aves, Galliformes, Phasianidae.